GGCCGGGCAGAGCUGCCCGCCGCGGCGGAAGGAGGCCGCGGCCUCGCUGCCGGCGCUGCCUCUGCGCGGUGAGGCGCAGCCCCCGAGGCUCCGCACGCACCUGCCGUCCCGUCCCGCCCCCGUCCCUGCCGCUCCGAGGAGCCCGGGGACAACAGGCACCUGCCGGCCCUGCCGCCGGCACUCCCGCACUUCCGCUGCCACCCCCGGGCGGGACGAUCCCCGCGGCGUCGGCGUCGGGCGCCGUUUCUCGGAGGACAGGGCAUGGCGGUCCGCUGAGAUGAAAGUGACCGUGUGCUUCGGGCGGACCGGGAUCGUGGUGCCCUGCAAGGACGGGCAGCUCCGCGUGCGGGACCUGACCCAGCAGGCCCUGCAACGGUACCGCAAGGCCCAGGAGAAGGAUCCAGCUUCCUGGGUAAAUAUUCACCACCUGGAGUACACAGAUGGAGGAAUCCUGGACCCAGAUGAUGUGCUGGCAGAUGUUGUGGAAGACAAAGAUAAGCUGAUUGCUGUUUAUGAUGAGCAAGAAACUCACCAUAAGACUGAUGGCACCAGUGCUGAUUUGACAGACAGAAAUAGCCCAGACUCUUUUGAAUCAGAAGUAGCAGCUCAGCUUGCUGCUUUUCAGCCAAUUGGUGGUGAGAUUGAAGUGACUCCUUCUGCCCUUAAAUUAGGCACACCUCUUCUAGUACGAAGGAGUAGUGAUCCAGCUUUGGGCCCACCACCUGACUUUCACCCAAGUGCUUCUCAUCCCAGUGACUACAGUCUCAAGAAUUUUGUGGCAGGUGUUUCCCAGGUAUCCUUUCAGGAUGGGGAGAGGAAUGUCACCGGACCCACAGAACUGCAGUUGGCUCAGAGGGCCCAGCUCCCUGUCAGUGAAAUGACAAAAACAGUGAAGAUUUCUGGGGAAGGUGGACCCUUGGGAAUACACGUAGUGCCCUUUUUUUCCUCCUUGAGUGGAAGAAUGCUGGGACUCUUCAUCCGUGGAAUUGAAGAAAACAGCAGAUCUAGACGUGAGGGGCUUUUCCAUGAAAGUGAAUGCAUUGUGAAAAUUAACCAUGUGGACCUUACAGAUAAAACCUUUGCACAGGCUCAAGACAUCUUCCGUCAGGCAAUGAAAUUUCAAAGUGUUGUGUUGGAAGUCCUUCCUCCAUAUAAUCAAGAACUGUAUGAGAAGUCUGCUAUUGCUCCUCUUUCUUUUCCGGAUAAUGAAGAAGCUCCAAAAGCAAAGAUUCCACCUCCUGUUCAUCCAAAACCUGCUCUAAAAACAAUUCAUCUUUCUGGAGCAAGCAGCUUAGAUGCAGAUGUACAGGCAACACAACAAAAAGUGAAGAGCCCCAACCUCCCACGUCUGGGUAGAAAGUUGUCUUCUCCCUCACUGUCUCCCCUUAUGGGCUUUGGCAAUAAAAAAAAUGCAAAGAAAAUAAAGAUUGACCUGAAAAAAGGUCAAGAAGGACUUGGUUUCACUGUGGUUACCAGAGACUCUCCAGUACAUGGUCCCGGCCCGAUUUUUGUGAAGAAUAUUUUGCCAAAAGGUGCUGCAGUAAAAGAUGGUCGUUUGCAGUCAGGGGACAGAAUCCUGGAGGUGAAUGGACGAGACAUCAGUGGCAGGACCCAGGAAGAGCUUGUAGCUAUGCUGAGGAGCACAAAGCAAGGGGAAACUGUCUGUCUGAUUGUGGCUCGUCAGGAGGAGGCCUUUCUACCUCGAGAGCUGAAGGGAGAGCCAAACUGCAGUAUUCUUUCUCCAGAAACCACAGAGCAGCUGACCUUUGAGAUUCCUCUGAAUGAUUCUGGCUCUGCUGGACUUGGUGUGAGCUUAAAAGGCAACAAAUCUCGUGAGACUGGAGCUGAUCUUGGGAUUUUCAUCAAAUCCAUUAUUCAUGGAGGUGCUGCUUUUAAGGAUGGUCGUUUGCGAGUAAAUGAUCAGCUUGUUGCAGUAAAUGGGGAGUCUCUCCUGGGCAAGUCCAAUCAUGAGGCCAUGGAAACCCUGAGGCGCUCCAUGUCCAUGAAGGGGAACAUCCGGGGGAGGAUCCAGCUGGUAGUUCUCCGGAGACUGGAAGUGCCAACAGAGGAACACUCAGACCAGGGAGUCUUUCAAAAAUCAGGCUUUGAUGGGAGCCAUACCUUGGCAGCUGAUUCCCGGCACAAUGGAACCACUCUUCAGCAGUUUGUAACAAGGAGUCCUCAGGAAAGAACAAAAGAAUUUCCAGUGUCUGAUCAUGGCAAUGGUGAAAAUGAAACCCCUCCACCUCUCCCACGACAUCCCAGUGAGGAUUUUCUGAAUGAGGAUUAUAAUCAUAGCCACAUCAUAAAUUCAGCACUGUAUUUAUCAGAUCAGCACAUCAACUUCGGAUCUUUGACAUCAGCCAAUUCUGAAUCAAUUAAUCUGAAAGCCUCAAAAAGCAUGGAUCUGGUGGCAGCUGAAAGCAAAGUUGGUUUGUUGGCCAGACACAAAUCGGACUCUCCUGGCAAAGAUUUUGGUCCUACUCUGGGACUGAAGAAGUCCAGUUCUCUUGAGAGUCUUCAGACUGCUGUGGCUGAAGUUAGGAAGAAUGAACUCCCUUUUCACAGAUCCAGGCCUCACGUGGUCCGGGUUCGUGGGUGUAAUGAGAGUUUCCGAGCUGCCAUUGACAAGUCUUAUGAUGGACCUGAAGAUGGAGAAGAAGAUGGUUUCUCUGAGAAGAGCUCUCACUCUGGUCAAGAAGCUUGGAAAAUGGAAUCUGCCCCUCCAGGAAACCCUGAAGUAGAAGAUGCAGAAACAAGUGCAAAAAAAGACAAAAAAAAUAAAGAGAAAGAGAAGAAACAGGAAAAGGGCAAAUCUAAAAUCAAAGAGAAUAAAAGGAAGGAAGAAAAUGAAGAUCCAGAAAAGAAAAAGAAGAAAGGUUUUGGUGUCAUCUUGAGAUUUGGAAAGAAAAAAGAAGAUAAAAAGGGGAAAACGGAUCAGAAGGGGAGUCCAAAGCAAGGCAUACUGAAAGAGGAGAAGCUGGAGAAAAUGAAAGAUGAACGUGAAAGGAUUGAUGUAAAGCAUCAGGAGCUAAGGCAAAAGCAACUGAGAGCCCUGAAUGAUUGUUCUAUUGUUCCUGGAGGACCUGAUAUUGAUGAUGAUGAUGAGGUGGACCCAAAUUAUGCCAGAGUCAACCAUUUCCGAGAGGCUUAUCCAGCAGCAAACCUCUACACCCCAUCAUUGCCAGCAGAAACCUUUGUGUAUCCACGUGAUUCUCCUUCAGGACUAAUGGAGAGGGAGCACUUGGAAGGACUGUAUGCAAAAAUAAACAAGCAGCAACACCAGCAGUCUCCUGCUGACAGUGGCUGCACAGGUGCCAGGAAUGCUGAUCGGAUCCAGAAGUUACGGAAGGAGUAUCAUCAGGCCAGGAGAGAGGGCUUACCUGUCUAUGAGGAUGAUGAAGGAAGAACACAGCCAUCUGACUAUGAGCAGCAUUGGGUGCCUGGAAAAGGUCCAGAUGGGAGCUCAUACAAUCUCUACUUCGAGGGAAUGGAAAGGCAGUAUGCAUCCUUACCCAGGCGUGGACCUGCAGAACCACUGCAAUAUUUAACAGGGCCACGAGUGGUAUACAAAGAAAGAGAUCUUCCCUGCUACCAAGGAGGACAGCCUCUUGUCCACUCAUCUAAGGGGAACUACAAGCAUGCACUGGACACAAGAGUGGCAGAAUUGAGAUACCCCCAGUACUACCCAGCCCAGCCCAUCACAAACCAGCAUAAAGGACCUCUCCGGCAGGACAUCCCACCCUCCCCUCCUCAGUCCCGCCGAGCACCGGAUUAUCAUGAAGUUGUCCAACAUCGUGGGACCAGUCCAGACCAGUACAAGUACAGGCAACAGGAUCCCAGGCAGAAGAACCCCAUGACUGCAGCUGUAUAGCCACACACUGGACUUGGCAGCACAGCCCCAUAGGAAUCCUGUUGGACAUCAUCCUGGUAGAGUUACUCCCAAGCGUGGCUGCCUGUAAGAAUGGCACAGGAGACCUGGAGUAAUUCUUAUUGAGCUGGGCUCAGCGUAGGUGCUUUCUAACAAGUGAACUAAAACCACAUGAGAUACAGUAUAUUUUGAGUAUUUGAGGUACCAGACAGUUAAAUAUUUUUUAAUUCCUUUUAAAAAUAGAAACGGGCUGCUAGAAAUGAAGUGCAACACUUAAUACACCUCAGGGCUAUUUACUGAAUCCAGUUACACUUAUACAGUACUUAACUGUCUGUAUGAGGGCAGUGGUGUCAUCAGAGUUUACUUCAGAGUAAAGCUGUUGUAGAGCUUUUCAUUGAGAGCAUAGCAUGCAGAGUGAACUUUGUGCAAAACUGAGACCCUUGGGUGAUGCAAUUGUGAGUCAGCAAGGGACAUUCCAGGCUUCUUCAAACAAACUGUGUUUUAAGGUUGCUGCAGUUCCAGAUUUGUAAUCUGGCUUCUGUCUUCCUCCUUCUGUUUGGUAGUGGCAGCAUUUAUCUUGUAGCCUUGAUUUUUAUUUUUUUUUUUUUUUGCAGUUUGUGUAGCAAGGUACUCCUCUUCUUGUACCUGCUGCAAUUUCGAGUGAGGCAAGUACCUACCCACCGUGCUGGGGCAGGAUCAGAGAGGAGAAGGAGGCAGACAGCCACCUGAGAAACGUGUGUCUGCAGAUGUGCCUCUGUGUGCUUGUGCACAUUUCAUAGGAGUGUGCAGCCUUUAAUGUAAAUCCUGGAGACUGUCAGUAAGUGUCACUCUCGGGGUUCAGUGGAGCUGGCCUAUGAGAAGUGGCUGAGGAGGUGACCAUGGCCAUGGACUCCAUAACUCAGUGUAUUAAGUUACUGUAUCAGGUGGUGCCUUGGCAUCCUGGCCUCCUCUGGCCAGGGUUCAGCAGCAUGUCCUGCCCUGAGAGUCUCUGUCACCUGUCAGAGGGGGGCCCAUCCUCAGCCCCAGAGUGCAGCGUGGCCUCAGGAAGCACCAGGCUGGUGCCAUGUGCCAAACCACUCAGGUUCCUGCAGCCAGGGGCCACCAGACCAGUGGGGAAAAGGGAUUUUCAUAGUAAGGACUGAGGGAAAAGGCAAGGAAAGCAACAGGGAGGGCUUCCAAGACUCUGGAGCCCUGGAGGAAAAGGAGAGAAGAGCUAUUUGUAGCAGGUUAUUUUCAUUAUUUUCAGUGCCUAGAAAGAGAAAAGGUGUGGGUGAGGAGACAGAGGCAGCAGUGCAGCAAGAGCUGUGAGGGGACAGGGCACUGGGGUAGGUGCCAGCUCUUCACCCCACUCAUCCUGAGCUUGCUCAGUAGCCAGACAGCCUGGGAAGAGGUCAGAAAUACAUGUCGCCAGCCACAGGGACCUGUGUCCCCCAGGCAGACAGUGCUGUAGGUGCUCAGAGAUUUGUCUGAAGGAUUUUGUCACAUGAAAACCACACCAUCCUGCCACCUACAAAUGUAUUUUGUGAAGUUCCCAAGUGUCCUUAAUUCCUCAAUUUCUGUCUUUUGGGAGUGUUCCAACUGUUCAGGCUCAUCAGGGAGAGACUGUGACCUGGCCAAGGAUUAAACAUCUCAAUUGUGUCUUUUUUAUAUCUUUGAUAUGCAACAGAUUAAAUCACAUAGGUAACUUCCCAGGUAUUAAAUAUCACUGGCAAGGUUUUUCCUGUUAGGACUGUGUUACGUUACUAGAUAUUCCUGGAAAGGUUUAUUAGAGUAAGUGGUCUGUAAGGCACAGGACAGUGCUGCUUGCCAGGGGCCACCACUGGUAGGUUAAUGGCCCUGAUAAGAAGCUGCAUGUAAUCUCAGUCAAUGUUUCCUCUGUGCUAUAAAUGCUGGUGAGAGACUCACAUAACCCUGAGGCACAGGGAGCACUUGCAUCUGCCCAGCUGGCUCUGACAUUUGUGUUCACCCUGAUCUCUACCCAUGAGCUGGUCUGGGAAGGAGGAGAGAGGAGACAGCUUUGGGGUGGAGGGGGGUACAUCUCCAUGACUGAAAUACGGGGCUGGACUCCCUGGGGUGGGGGCAGGUGCAGCUCUAAAUCCAGUCAAGCGGAAGCAUUGGUGGGAGGGAGAGAGGAAGAAUGCAACCAAUUAUAAAGUAAGUGUGUUUGGGUCUUGUUCUGUUUCUUUCUGCCCCCUUCCCUAGUAAUGUAGGAGGGAAAAUCCUCUGGAGGGAGGGCUGGAUGUAAAGCUGGAUGUCUCUCAGUACACUCCAUAAAUAAGACACAUUCCCCAGGGAAACUCUGCCUGUCAUGUACGUGCUGUACGCAGCCUUGUACUUCUCUCCAAGAGUUUUAGAUGCUGUAGGAUACUCAGCCAGGACUUGGCAGCCGCAGGGAAGCCACUGGAGUUAUGAAGGCCCUCUGAAAGCAAAAACAAAUUAAAAUACUUUCCUUUCACUCCUUGAAAUGUAACUCUUGAUACAUUUGAUCCAGCUGUAAAGAAACUAAUAUGUUUGUGACAGUGGCUUUAUCAAGCCAGGCCACAAUUAAGAACAGCUCUGACUAUAAGCUGCUGCCUUUAUAAUUCUCUCAACUAAUCCUUCAAAUGGCAUCACAGCACAGCAAACAGAACUUAUUUACAGUAUUUCAAGAGCCAGGGCCAAGUAAAAUCUGCAUGGAAACAGCUUCUGGGUAAUUUAUAGCCUCUGAAGGACCUGCACAAUCAUCUCCCUGUAACCUGAAUCUCUCCUUAAGAGCUCCCCUUGACUGCAUCAGCUCCACUCAGCUGAGGUAGACAGAUCAAGCUAGCACUUUCUGAGCUGUUAUCUUGCCCAGCAGGUUGCAUCCUACAGGUGAGGAGUUAAGGAGGAAGAACAGACUGACCUGGCUGGGUAAACAAGACCAAAUAGUAUUACUGAACAUCUUGUCAGUCUCUGGUGUCAUUGUUCUGGGAGAAAAUUGCCAUUUGCUGGUUAAAUAUCUGGUAGAGGUAUGCUAUUUUCAAAAGUAUAAUGUGUAACUACAAGUAUAAUCAGCUUCUCUGCAGUGUAAAAUGUAUGAUUUUAGCACCAUAUUGUGGAAAAGUAUGUACCGUGCAAAAUUCAUGAGGUGCUACAACUGAUGGUUGAAAAUACACACUUGUAAAAUCCAAAAGAGCUGUUAAGUAACAAGUUGUUCUUUUCCCCAUAUGUCCAUAUGUUUGGGAAAAUUACGAGUCUGAAAUGUUCUUGACACGUAAUUUUCUUGCACUCCCUCAUCCCAAACGUGCCAGUCCAGCAGUGAAGUUCCUGAUGCAGCAGGGGUGAAGGGAGGGUUUGGGUUUGCCAUGGGAGCAUCCAGCCCCAAGUGUGCAUGUGAACAGGAGAUGGGAGAAGGGGGAGAGAAGCCUGCUCCUGCCUGAAGCUGGAAGCUUUGAUUUCCUGUGCUGGUGGUGUGCAGCCUACGUUUCUGGCUCUGGUGUGAAGCCAGCCAGGCCCAGCAGUUGAAAAAUUAAGAGACAGAAAAGGAGCCUGUGGAUUUUCUGAGUGACCACCCACUAGUGAGCCAUGAUCUCGAUCUACGAAAUGACAUUACCACUGUGAUACAUUAUGAUGCAGAAGUCUCCAGGCAUCUCUCAAAUGCAUAAAAUAUCAGUUGCCCUUUGUGGGGGAAAAAUAAAAGGAGAGAAUUCAGUAUUUUCUUUUGAAAAAAAAAAAAAAAAAAAAAGGCUUCUGCAUUGGAAAAGUGCAUACAGCCCUGAAUUCCAAUUCACUCCAGCUCCUUAAUCUAGAAAUAGCUUCACAUGCUGCCUAAUUUUUUUACAAAUGAAUUGUGCUACCUCCUCCUCCCUGCCAUCACAGAUUUGUUAUCAGUCAGUGCUGUGAAUCCUCUGCCAGGGCCACAUCCUGACACUCAGCUCUGAGCAGCAGCUGCUUUGCACUUCCAAAAGGCCCUACACCUGUGUUCACAUCACAGUUGUUUUGCAGUCUCUAAGCCUUAUGUGCAAAAUCAGAAGUGCUAUUCACUGUCUCUGCAUAGAAGAGGCUUUCUAAGACACUGUUCUGUUAUUGUGAGGGAGAGAGAAGUGUUUGGGAUCCUGACAAUACCCAUGUGUUCUAAGUGAAACCUUUUUAAAAUGUGCAUGAUUGUUUUGGGGAGAAAUUCAACACCCAAUUUGAGAGGGUUUUUUUUCUAGUACCACAUCAAAGAUUUUGAUCUUUUGUUACAUAUGGCUAUACAAAAUUCACCUGGUUUAUUUUGCAUUAAAAUAAAGGCUUUAAGACUAUGUA
Messenger RNA from Calypte anna (Anna's hummingbird), 8137 nucleotides. RefSeq names its product par-3 family cell polarity regulator beta (gene PARD3B). Gene Ontology annotation, cellular component: cell cortex; apical plasma membrane; adherens junction. Gene Ontology annotation, biological process: intracellular protein localization; establishment of centrosome localization; establishment of cell polarity. Gene Ontology annotation, molecular function: phosphatidylinositol binding; protein binding. The transcript is spliced from 23 exons. Bases 278 to 3874 code for a protein of 1198 amino acids. Lineage: Eukaryota; Metazoa; Chordata; Aves; Apodiformes; Trochilidae. The record is from RefSeq and is a predicted model, not a curated record.